Messenger RNA from Aspergillus ruber CBS 135680, 1524 nucleotides. Its product is annotated as D-2-hydroxyacid dehydrogenase family protein. Gene Ontology annotation, molecular function: oxidoreductase activity, acting on the CH-OH group of donors, NAD or NADP as acceptor; NAD binding. Lineage: Eukaryota; Fungi; Ascomycota; Eurotiomycetes; Eurotiales; Aspergillaceae. The record is from RefSeq and is a predicted model, not a curated record. The coding region runs from base 377 to 1309 and encodes 310 amino acids. The transcript has 2 exons.
GUUUUGUACGAUUAAUUCGACUCUUUGUCCACAUGAAAGCGGAAAUGCUGAGAUGUGCUAUCAUGAAAUGGAAAUCCGGUCCCCAUCGCGAAAAUUGAGCGGUCUGGGAGCUAGACAGUCCAGAUCUGGCUUGGAUGUAGUGACGCUCCCAUAUUCGUCCGUACAAACAUCAUCUUCUAUGUCAACUGCAGUAAAAUUGUACACGAUGCAGUCUGACGCAUCUUUAUCCGAGCAGUAUAGCUGCCUGAAACAUUCCUUCCUAGGAUUCAAGUAUUCGGGAUCGGUUUGCCUUACACGCACUCAAUAAGGAAACUUGAUGAAGCUUUGGCAGCCUUGAUAAAAUGGAGCUUCACCUUAAAUAGAUAGAGACAAAGUAAUGGAUUAUUUGGAGAGAAAAGAGGUGCGCGACGCCCUCAUCCAACGCCUCCAACCCUACAAUGUCAUUGUGACCAUGCGCGAACGCACCCCCUUCCCCGCAGAGGUGGUCAAUGCCCUCCCGAACCUGAAACUCCUCUUGACCGAAAGCAUGCGCAACUUGGCGCUGGACCUGCAGGCUUGUGCCGAUCGCGGAGUCGUCGUGGCGGGCACCACGGGUCGGCCGGUGGGGUUGCAUUCAACGGUGCAACAUACUUGGGCUCUUAUACUGGGACUGGCGAGGCAUAUUGCAAGGGAUGAUGCGGCGGUUAAGAGGGGUGGGUGGCAGGGGAGUCCUUUGGCGACGAAUGUCUCGGGGAAGACGCUAGGAAUCCUGGGACUGGGGAAGUUGGGCGCGCAGACGGCGAGGAUUGCCAUUCUGGCACUUGGGAUGCGGGUUAUUGCGUGGUCGGCCAAUCUGACGCAAGAAAAAGCGGACGAACAGGCGCAAGCGCAAGGUCUUCCGGCGGGAAGCUUCGAGGCCGUAUCUUCCAAGCCCGAGUUCUUCCGCCGGGCGGACGUAGUAAGUCUACACAAUGUGCUCUCUGAGCGCAGUCGCGGGAUCGUGGGCAAGACAGAACUGGAGACCAUGAAGCCAACAGCACUACUGGUUAAUACUUCGCGCGGACCGCUCAUUGACGAGGCAGCGCUGUUGGAAGCACUGAAUGCGGGGCAAAUUCGCGGCGCGGCGCUGGAUGUGUUUGACACGGAGCCAUUGCCUGUUGAAAGUCCGUGGCGUACGACGGCUUGGGGACAGGAUGGCCGUAGUGAGGUGGUUCUGUCACCGCAUAUGGGAUACGGAGAGGAGGACCAGUUGAAUGGGUGGUAUGAGGAACUGGCAGAGAACCUGCGUCGGUGGUUGGAUGGUGAGGAGGUGCAAGCACGGAUGAAUUAGCCACGCGCAGUUAUCUUAUGUUUAUUACUCUGUUCCUCUGUAUAUACAACGUCAGUUGAAAGGCGGCUCGGUAUCCCGUUUGGACUUAUGAACCGAGGCAUACGAUCUCCGCGCCUCGGCAGAAGGGAAACAACCAAUUUAAAGUCAAUUAAAGCUGUAUUAGCGCGAAUUAAUCUCGCAAUGACGAUAUGUAUUAUUUUCUGCCUGACGCGGCU